Trichoderma aggressivum f. europaeum is the source of this 1926-nucleotide messenger RNA. RefSeq lists its product as uncharacterized. The transcript is spliced from 6 exons. NCBI's taxonomy places the organism in Eukaryota, Fungi, Ascomycota, Sordariomycetes, Hypocreales, Hypocreaceae. Bases 1 to 1926 code for a protein of 641 amino acids. Gene Ontology annotation, cellular component: DNA replication factor C complex; ribosome; Rad17 RFC-like complex. Gene Ontology annotation, biological process: DNA-templated DNA replication; DNA repair; translation. The record is from RefSeq and is a predicted model, not a curated record. Gene Ontology annotation, molecular function: structural constituent of ribosome; ATP hydrolysis activity; DNA binding.
AUGAGGUCCAAUGGCGCUUCCGCAUUGCUCAACGCCUUCCAGGGGCUGAAGAUUUCCGCAUGCACCCCGUUGCGACAACUGAGGACUCCGAUCCAGCACCAGUCCAAAGUCCUCAGCACCGCUCUGCUCCAGAAUGGCAGGGCUUUUUCCACAAGCCCGGCCAUGAUGGGCACAUGGCUCGAGCCCAGCCUGAAUCGAAAGAAGAAAAUGGCAAAGGGGCGACCGCGAGUAGCGACGGGAGGGUCUACGAAGGGCACAACAGUCAUCUGGGGCGAUUACGGAUUGCGCAUGGUUGACCACCACCGAAGAAUCAGCGCCAAGUCACUAAAGAUGGCUGAGGAUACGAUCAAAGUGCGACUUCGAGGAGAGAAAUACCGACUUUACAAGAGGAAGUGCUGCAACGUCGGCGUCUACGUCAGCGGUAACGAGAUGCGAAUGGGUAAAGGAAAGGGUUCCUUCGACCACUGGGCCACAAGGAUGGCAGUCAGCCAAGUUCUGUUUGAGAUCAAGGGCCGAAUCCAUGAGCAGAUUGUUCGAGACGCUUUCCGGUUGGCUGGCAAUAAGCUCCCAGGCCAGUGGGAAUUUGUAAAGAAGGGUGACGCUCCCGUUGUUGGAAUUACCAAGCUGGACGGUAUCACACUGGAGGAUCUCAAGAGACCCAGAAAGCAGCUUGCCCCCCAGGAGCUUAUUGAGAUAUCAACUUCUACAACAACCGCCGAAGCCGGAAGCACAUCUGCGCCGCCUGGGCACCUAGACUUCCCCACCCUGAGUUCAUCGCACAGCACUUUACGCGACGACGCGUCUGCCAACCUUCAAAAUCUUGGAGCUUCCAAUCCAAUAAGCACGCCAAUCUCAACAGCCAACGCAAUGGCUCUCAUUGUCGACAAGCAUCGCCCGCGGUCUCUCGAGGCUUUGUCAUAUCACCAUGAGCUUUCAGAAAGACUUCAAUCUCUCGCCCAAAGCGGUGACUUCCCCCAUCUCUUAGUCUACGGUCCAUCAGGAGCCGGAAAGAAAACAAGAAUAGUGGCCACGCUGAAGGAGCUGUACGGCCCCGGCGUGGAGAAGAUCAAGAUCGACGCACGAGUGUUCCAGACGUCUAGCAACCGAAAGCUCGAGUUCAACAUUGUCGCCUCAAACUACCACUUGGAAAUCACACCAUCCGAUGUAGGGCAAUACGAUCGAGUCGUUGUGCAAGACCUCCUGAAAGAAGUAGCGCAGACGCAGCAGGUGGACCAGUCGGCAAAGCAGCGAUUCAAGGUGGUCGUUAUCAAUGAAGCAGACCACCUGACCAGAGAUGCGCAGGCCGCACUUCGUCGGACGAUGGAAAAAUACUCUCCCAACCUGCGUCUGAUUCUGCUGGCCAAUUCAACAGCGAACAUCAUUGCGCCGAUUCGUUCAAGAACACUGCUCGUCAGAGUUGCCGCUCCGACCCAUGCCGAAAUCUGCGACGUCCUUGCGCAAUCGGCAAAGAAAGAGAACUGGGAAGUUGUCACAGGACUCCACCAGCGGAUAGCUGAGGAGAGUGGAAGGAAUCUGCGCCGCGCGCUACUGAUGUACGAAGCGAUUCACGCUCAGAAUGAGAAAGUAACAGACACCACGCCAAUCCCACCCGCAGACUGGGAAGCUCUGGUUGGACAGAUCGCCAAGGAGAUCAUCGAGGAACACACCCCGGCAAGAAUCUUGCAGGUGCGCGCUAAGCUGUACGAUCUCCUCACACAUUGCAUCCCACCAACCACGAUUCUCAAGACCCUUACGUUCAAGCUGCUGGGUCUCAUUGACGACGGGCUCAAAGGAGAGGUCAUAAAGUGGUCCGCGUUCUAUGAGCACCGAAUCAAGACGGGAACAAAGGUUAUCUUUCACCUGGAAGCGUUUGUCGCAAAAUUCAUGCGCAUUUUGGAAAUGUACCUGAUGAGCAUGGACAUGUAA